UCUUUUAUUUUGAAGUCCGCGACAGAAAGUGCAAUACAUUUUUGUUUACGUCACUGCAUUAUUGAGCUUCAGGAAGCGAUUGACAACCCACCGAGCUAUCGAAACUUGUCAAAAAGUGGCAUUUCUGGAUGUUUGUUGGUGUGUGAGUGCGUGUCGUUAGUGUAGUGAUUCUCAGGGCAUGUUUGUAGUGAGUUUUGAAGGCUGUGAGUGUGUGUAUUGAGUUGCUGCCAGCAGUGAAGUGCUCACUUGUCGAUCAGCAUCCAGAAACCCCGGGGCUCGUUUAUUGAUCCGUAUUGAACACUUUUACCGGGGCUGAGAGUGAAUAAUGGGGGCCCACACCAGUGAGGGACGCCGGGAUUGGCUCCAGCAGGACUUCGGUGAACAGCAGAUCCAGACGGUGAAUCCCUGGAACAUCAUGAUCAAACACAGACAGGUGCAUCGCAGAGGACGGCGCUCUCAGAUGGCAGUGAGUUAUACAGAUCCAGUAAUUUCCAUGGAUCUCUUGCGGACGGUCCUGCAGCCCAGCUUCAAUGAAGACAUCCGUGCGGUUUUCAGGAAAUACAUGAAGUUCUUUGAGAAGGCCGCCAGUAAUGUGAAAGAGAAUGUUGGAGGAGACAUUCAGCCGGAUCAGCUGAUCAGAGACGCUUGCAGAAACUGCCUGGAACAAGCAAAGCAGCUCUUUCCUGAAGCAGAGAAAACGGCUCCGAAGCCUAUUGUCGACUCCACAGUGAAGCGUGCACGGCAGCCAGAUGACACCUCAGGCCAGAGGGACAGUCCCGUCCCUAAAAAGAGGAAAGGUCGUCCUCCGGGUUCAGGAUCACAGUAUGACAGAACAGCCCAGUACAGCACUCCAGGAAAACUCAAAGUAAUCGAGCCAAUAAAGCGAGAAGGACCAAAGUGGGAUCCAUCCAGACUGAAUGAGAGCAGCACAUUCGUUUUGGGAUCCAGAGCAAAUAAGGCGUUGGGAAUGGGCGGCACAAGAGGAAGAAUCUACAUCAAACAUGCAGAGCUCUUCAAGUAUGCGGCCGACGCUCCGGACAAACACUGGCUUUCAGAAAGACAGCACAUGAGAGCCACAGGAGGAAAGAUGGCCUAUCUGCUCAUAGAAGAGGAUAUUCUUGAUCUUGCCAGAAGUGAUGAUUACAAGGAUUGUCCUGAAUUGAAAAUGGAUGAGUUGAAACCGUUUAGCGUGCCCAUAUGGAUGGUGGAGAAGAUGCAGAAGGCAAUGGAGGUGCAGAAAACAGAAAAUGAACUUGCCAUGUAAUGAUGACCCCGUCAGGCACGUCGCUGGACCACGGACACUCUUUAAGUGUUAUCAAAUUCACAUGACUGUAACUAUUUAGUUUUUUGCUGUUUAUUUGUUUGUGUGAUGAUCAGAAGGCCUGGGUCUACUGUACACAAGUCGCCCAGGAAUUGUUAUACUGGAGGUUUACUUGGCAAAUCAGAUUUCCACGUUUCAUCCGUUAUGAAAUCUGUGUGAAAUAGUACAAAUCUGAUGCCUUUUUUCCCCUCUAUCCUCAAACGUGUGCUUUUUUUCAUGACUUCGUAUUUGAAUAUCUUGAGGCACACAUGUAUAUGUAUAUACGAGGCCUUUUUAAACUCUGCGGAUGGGACAUUUUGUGCGUUUUGUCUUUGUCUGUGUUUCCCUUAAUCAUUUGUAGUGUUAUUUUUUUUAACAAAUGAGUUUUGUCAUAUCUGCUUUCAUUUUUUAAGUUCAAUUUCAUCCUUAUUUCUCUUUAAAUACACUUAUAUUAUUAUAAAAAAACAAACAAAGAUGCUACACUAGUAGCAGAGCUAUCAAAUGAGCCGUUAGAUUUGUACCUUUAGCAUUUUUUUGUUAGUCUUUAAUGUUUAUUUUUUAAGAAAUGAAUAUAAAACAUUUGUAGAUUUUAUAGCUUAUUAAAACAAUAAGACUGGAGGAGGAAGAUUAAUGUUUAAAUUAUUUUCUGAAUGAAUUUCAUACUGUUACACGGUCGUAUUACUGAAAAUGAUUUAUUACUGUAUGCUAAUGUAUUUACCAAUAAACGGUUUUGUGCUAAA
Messenger RNA from Danio aesculapii, 2040 nucleotides. RefSeq names its product deoxynucleotidyltransferase terminal-interacting protein 1 (gene dnttip1). Gene Ontology annotation, cellular component: nucleus. The transcript has 13 exons. NCBI's taxonomy places the organism in Eukaryota, Metazoa, Chordata, Actinopteri, Cypriniformes, Danionidae. The coding region runs from base 326 to 1264 and encodes 312 amino acids. Gene Ontology annotation, molecular function: DNA binding; nucleosome binding. The record is from RefSeq and is a predicted model, not a curated record.